This is a messenger RNA of Acytostelium subglobosum LB1, 801 nucleotides long. RefSeq lists its product as hypothetical. Gene Ontology annotation, biological process: protein phosphorylation. Lineage: Eukaryota; Evosea; Eumycetozoa; Acytosteliales; Acytosteliaceae. The record is from RefSeq and is a predicted model, not a curated record. Gene Ontology annotation, molecular function: protein serine/threonine kinase activity; ATP binding. Gene Ontology annotation, cellular component: cytosol; EKC/KEOPS complex; nucleus. The transcript is spliced from 3 exons. The annotation marks the transcript as partial.
AUCAAACAAUACAAUAUGACUGAAGUACUAGACAACAACAAUAAUACAAUGUCUGUCGAAUCAACACAGACACAGACACAGACAUCUACAACAACUAUAACAUGUAUAAAAGAAAUGACAGAUAUCGGCGCAGUACUCUUAUCACAAGGUGCAGAGGCUAAAACAUAUAGAUAUAUACUAAAUGGAAUGGAAUGUAUUGUCAAAGAGAGAUUCGUAAAGAAGUAUAGACAUCAGUUAUUGGACGCAAAGAUACAGGCAAAGAGAUUGUUGAUGGAGGUGCGCAACAUUAAUAAGUGUCGUCGUCAUCAGAUACCAGUGCCAACACUAUACUUUAUUGAUACUGUUAGCAAUCGUAUAUAUAUGGAGUAUGUCGAUGGUCAGACCGUCAAGCAAUACCUUUGGGAUAACAAGCCAACUUCAGCUCUGACAUCAUCAUCAACUUCUACCAUCAUCACAUCGAUAUGUCGUGACAUUGGUAGAUUGGUUGCAAAGAUGCAUGAUAAUAAUGUGAUACAUGGUGACUUGACAACAUCAAAUAUAUUACUACGCAAUGGUAGUGGAGAGGAUAGCAAUCUGGUAUUCAUAGACUUUGGAUUGAGCUAUGUGUCAACGAUGCAGGAGGACAAGGCUGUGGACUUGUUUGUGUUGGAGCGUGCGUUCAUAAGUACUCAUCCAGACUCUGAAUCAUUGUUCUCCAGUGUGCUCGAAGGCUAUGCAAGCUAUUCAAACAAGACCAAACAGAUACUUGACAAACUGGACCAAGUUCGUCUGAGAGGCAGGAAGAAGCUUGCCUUUGGUUAA